Molecule: messenger RNA, 663 nt
Organism: Eimeria mitis
Lineage: Eukaryota; Apicomplexa; Conoidasida; Eucoccidiorida; Eimeriidae
Product: Vesicle-associated membrane protein 7-like isoform, related
Exons: 8
Coding region: 1-663 (220 amino acids)
Biological process (GO): vesicle-mediated transport
Cellular component (GO): membrane
Source: RefSeq, a predicted model, not a curated record
AUGCCGCUUAUAUACGCCCUCAUCGCGAGGGGUAACGUAGUGCUAUGUGAGCACGCAGACAGCGAAGGCAACUUCCCCACUGUCACACGCCUUCUCCUCUGCCGGCUCCCAACAGACAAGCAGCGCAUGUCCUACAUCUACGACAGAUAUGUCUUCCACUACAUUGUGUGCGAAGGACUUACAUUUUUAACGAUGGCCGAUGAUAGCGCAGGGUUUGCGCUGCCAUUCGAAUUCUUAGAGGCGGUCAAACAACAGUUUUUCCCCGAGCAUCGCGAAGCAGCAAAGACCGGCAUUGCGCUGUCUCUACAGGGCAACUUUGGGCCUACCCUUAAAACCAUGCUUGACUCGUUCAACUCCCACCAGACUCUUGAUGACUUCAGACAAAUCCGCACUCAGAUUGACGGGAUCCACUCAGUGAUGAUCGACAGCAUCGACAAGAUUCUUCAGCGCGGAGAGAGGAUAGAUCUGCUGGUGGAUCAGUCGGAGCAGCUGAACCAGGAGGCUGUGACGUUCCGACGGCAGGCCCGCCGCCUGAAAAACGCCCUUUGGUGGCGUAACGUGCGAAUCAUUGCUAUGAUCGUCGGCAUUAUAUCUAUGCUUUGCGUAAUCAUUGGAAUGGUUUCCUGUGGCGGGGUUACCUUCCCGUCCUGCAGGGGCUCCUAA